AUGCAGCCGUUCUGUGGGGUUUUGGUGUUCGGACUUCUGGGCUUGAGUCUGGCGGCGCCGCAUGGACAUGGACAUGCGACCAGCUACAGCGUGCUGACCAAGCACGAGGAGCCAGUGCACAAGAGCUACGGACACGGACACAUUGAUCACGGCUAUGCCGGCUAUGGAUAUGAUGGCUUGGGUUUGGGCUUAGGCUAUGCAAGCUAUGGACAUGGCUACGAUAAACAUGAGCCAUAUCAUUAUCCCAAGUAUCACUUCGAUUAUGGUGUCAAGGAUGCGCACACGGGCGAUCAGAAGAGCCAGUGGGAGUCACGCGAUGGCGAUAAGGUGCACGGUAGCUAUUCUUUGAAGGAAUCAGAUGGUACGACACGAGUCGUGGAAUACACCGCCGAUGAUCACAAUGGCUUCAAUGCGGUGGUCAAGAAACUGGGACAUGCCCAUCAUCCACAGGUUUACAAGAGCUACGGACAUGGUGAUGUUUAUGGUGCCGGCUACGGACACGAUGUCGCACACUAUGGUGGCUACGAUCAUGGAUACGGACACGGACAUGGACAUGGACAUGCCAGCAGCUAUGUGAGUGUAAAGCAGCUCCAUUAA
Molecule: messenger RNA, 597 nt
Organism: Drosophila novamexicana
Lineage: Eukaryota; Metazoa; Arthropoda; Insecta; Diptera; Drosophilidae
Gene: Cpr76Bb
Product: adult-specific cuticular protein ACP-20
Exons: 1
Coding region: 1-597 (198 amino acids)
Cellular component (GO): extracellular matrix
Source: RefSeq, a predicted model, not a curated record